Messenger RNA from Hypomesus transpacificus, 5169 nucleotides. Its product is annotated as E3 ubiquitin-protein ligase RNF19A-like. Gene Ontology annotation, molecular function: ubiquitin protein ligase activity; zinc ion binding; ubiquitin conjugating enzyme binding. Gene Ontology annotation, biological process: protein polyubiquitination; ubiquitin-dependent protein catabolic process; positive regulation of proteasomal ubiquitin-dependent protein catabolic process. The transcript has 10 exons. NCBI's taxonomy places the organism in Eukaryota, Metazoa, Chordata, Actinopteri, Osmeriformes, Osmeridae. The record is from RefSeq and is a predicted model, not a curated record. Gene Ontology annotation, cellular component: cytoplasm; ubiquitin ligase complex. Bases 416 to 3004 code for a protein of 862 amino acids.
UGAGCUUGAGCUGUUGAUCAGAGCGGAUGAAGGUGGGACCGCCGACCGAAAAGAAGUAUAUUGGAAAAUGUGAAAGUGACGAGACAGCUUUUACCUGUUUUAUUUGAUCAGGACCAGGAUGUAAAGAGAAGGUGUUGAUUUAUUGAGAUAUCUCAAGACAAGUAGUUUUGCACUUGCUAAUCGGUGUUGAGGUGUCGAAGCCCCACAUUGAGAGGGGCUAGCUGGCUGAUAUGAUUGAUUCACCGGAAGAAGCCACCAUGUCUUAAACCGUGUCCCGCCCGCGGAAAACCUGUCCCCCCACCCCGGACCCCCACCCCCCUCCCCCGUCCACCCCCCUCUCCCCCUCCCAGGCCUGGCCCUCCCUGUCCAUGUGAGAGGCGUGGCCGGUUCCCCUCUACCCCUCUCUGGAGGAGACAUGAGUCUCAAGAAGCCCCAGAUGGGUUCGGACAGGGACCUCCAGUCCACCGCCUCCUCCAUCAGCCUGCCCUCGGUCAAGAAGACCCCCAAGAAGAGGCGCCUGUCCCUGGCCGCCUUCUUCCGACGGCGCCGGGAGCCCAAGCGCAAGUCCCGCGAGCUCCACGUCGGGCUGGGAGGGGUGGACGGCAUCGCCAGCAUAGAGAGCAUCCACUCCGAGAUGUGCAACGACAAGAACUCCGCCUUCUCCGUGGCGGGGGCGGCCUCCACCUCCUCGGGGGGCUCCUCCGCCGCCGCCGGCCCCUCCUCCCCUCCCUCCUUGGGGCUGCUGGAGUGCCCCCUGUGCCUUCUGCGUCACUCCAGGGACUGCUUCCCGGACAUCAUGACGUGCCACCACCGCUCGUGCGCCGACUGCCUGCGCCAGUACCUGCGCAUCGAGAUCUCCGAAAGCCGCGUCAACAUCUGCUGCCCCGAGUGCUCGGAGCGCUUCAACCCCCACGACAUCCGUAUGAUCCUGGCCGACCACGCCCUCAUGGAGAAGUACGAGGAGUUCAUGCUGCGCCGCUGGCUGGUGGCCGACCCCGACUGCCGCUGGUGCCCCGCCCCGGACUGCGGGUAUGCGGUGAUCGCCUUCGGCUGCGCCAGCUGCCCCAAGCUGACGUGCGGGCGGGAGGGCUGCGGCACCGAGUUCUGCUACCACUGCAAGCAGCUGUGGCACCCCAACCAGACGUGCGACGCGGCGCGCCAGCAGCGGGCGCAGAGCCUGCGGCUGAGGACGGCUCGCUCCUCCUCCCUCAGCUACAGCCAGGAGAGCGGCGCCGCAGCUGAUGACAUCAAGCCCUGUCCGCGCUGCGCCGCGUACAUCAUCAAGAUGAACGACGGCAGCUGCAAUCACAUGACCUGCGCCGUCUGCGGCUGUGAGUUCUGCUGGCUCUGCAUGAAGGAGAUCUCGGAUCUGCACUACCUGAGUCCGUCAGGGUGUACCUUCUGGGGCAAGAAGCCGUGGAGCCGGAAGAAGAAGAUCCUGUGGCAGCUGGGCACGCUGGUGGGCGCCCCCGUGGGCAUCGCCCUCAUCGCAGGCAUCGCCAUCCCCGCCAUGAUCAUCGGCAUCCCGGUGUACGUGGGCCGCAAGAUCCAUAACCGCUACGAGGGUAAGGAUAUCUCCAACCACAAGAGGAACCUGGUGAUCGCCGGGGGCGUGACCCUGUCAGUCAUCGUGUCUCCAGUGGUGGCAGCCGUCACCGUGGGCGUGGGCGUGCCCAUCAUGCUGGCGUACGUGUACGGGGUGGUGCCCAUCUCCCUGUGCCGCAGCGGGGGGUGCGGCGUGUCGGCGGGCAACGGCAAGGGCGUGAGGAUCGAGUUUGACGACGAGAACGACAUGAACGCCGGCAGCGGGGCGGCGGCCACAGACUCCACCUCCGUGGUGGACUCCAGGAACAACCCCAGCCUGGGAGAGGGCAGCGUGUGCGGCCUGACGGGCAGCCUCAGCGCCAGCGGCAGUCACAUGGAGCGCCUGGGCACCAUGAGGGACAACCUGAGUGAGAACGCCAGCACCAUGGCCCUGGCCGGGGCCAGCAUCACGGGCAGCCUGUCAGGCAGCGCCAUGGUCAACUACCUGCACAGGCUGGAGGUGCAGGCGGACGUCCAGAAGGAGCGCUGCAGCCUCAGCGGGGAGUCGGCCACCGUCAGCCUGGGGACCAUCAGCGACAACGCCAGCACCAAAGCCAUGGCUGGCUCCAUCCUGAACUACCUGCCCCUGGACAGGGACGGCACCAGUAUGGAGGUCCAGGUGGACAUCGAGUCCAAGCCCGUCAAGCUCCGGCACCACAGCGGCAGCAGCAGCCUGGAGGACGCGGGCAGCAACGCGGGCCGCUGCUCGGGCUGGAGCUGCCCCCCCGGCUGCCCGGCCGCCGAGGGCAGGGCCCCCCCCUCCGCCUCCUCCACCCCGGCAGCCCGCAGCUCCAAGGAGCCCUGCGCCUCGGGGAAGAAGAGCAAGGGCAAGCUGAGGAGGAGGAGCGGGGGAGGGGGAGGAGCUGGAGGAGGAGGAGGAGGCACCAAGAUCAACGAGACCAGGGAGGACAUGGACGCCCAGCUGCUGGAGCAGCGCAGCAGCAGCUCCGAGCUGGAGUCACCCUCCCUCAGCGGCAGCCUGCCCUCCGUGGCCGACUCCCACUCGUCGCAGCUGUCCGAGUUCAGCUGCUGCGACCUGGAGAGCGCUAAGACCUCCUGCGGCCACGCCUCCAGCGGCGGCGGCGACUACCACGCCCGCUUCGCCGCCGUCAGCCCCCUGACCGAGGUGGAGAACGACCGGCUGGAGAGCUGCCCCGCCCGGCACCGCCGCUCCCCCGGCCCAUUCCCGCCCCACUCCCCGGCCUCCUCGGCGGCGUCCCCGCCGCCCCUCGCCGGCCCGGACACGACGUCCUCGCCCUGCUGCCGGACGGAGGACACCGUGAGCCUGGUGGGUCCCGCCGAGACGGACUCCUGCUCGGACGAGCUGCUGAAGGAGCCCAACAACAACAGCAGCAGCAGCCAGGCCCCGUCCACAUGCGGCGGCGGCAUCAAGAACCCCUGCAUCCAGACUGAGAUCUAACACCCACAAAGUGCUGCUCCGCGGACUAUCCACGUCAGUCUCCCACUUGUCCCCCCCCCCCCCCCCCCCCCCCCCCCCCCCCCCGCCCACUAACCGAGCGGCCCCACCACAGCUUCCACCUGGCGUCUUGGGGCCUCAUCCCGGAGGGGAGAUGGCUAACAUAGUGUUUGUCAGCGAGCUGACGUCGUCUGUGUCCGAUGACAGGGACUGUCGAUGUGUUCUGUGUGAAAGCAGAGAGUAUCCUCCUUGCAGACGUGCCUGUGUUGAUGGUAGGAUGAUGAAUGCAGGUGUUUCCUCCCAAGAGCUCACAUUCCCACACCUUCAACUCUUUUGUAUUCAUCCAGCUGGCUACAGUCCUCUAUGAACCUACGUGGGUGAAGAAAACCACUGUGCCACAACUACAUUACCCAUAGUUCACUCGGGCUCUUCAGUGAGGAUACAGCACCAUGCAGGAGUCCUAAACUCUUAAAAAUUCUGUGGAACUUGAUAGGGACCAGGCAAUAUUGUUCUUUUUAUUUGUUUUGUUUUUUUGCCCAAAUGAAAUUUCUAAAUCGUCGGCCAGUUAAAAUGUUUGUUUAAUUUCUGGAUGUUUGGAAAGGAACCUGUUGGUCUACAGAAGUCUUGGUUGUAUUACAUGGAUCUAUAAGGUAUUCUGUGGGAGUGUAGGAGAAUUCUCCUGGGGGGAUUGGUCCCCAGUCUGAAAGGAAGGGGGGGGGGUGGAGGUGUGUGUAGCUGACCAGUGCUGGGAGCUGCCCUCACGUCCCGCUAGAAAGACUCGUCUCCAGGACGACGCUAUGUGGGGGGAGGGGAGAUGGGUCAUGUUGAGUUAUUUUGAUAACCAAUGAGGUUGGUCAAUUCUGUGAAAUUGGUUAAAAGUUUUUGUCUUUUUUUUUUGUCUUUGACGUUCGGUUCUGGAGACGUUGAGUUCAGUUGGAGGGAUCUGACUGCUGAAUCCAACCAGAACUUUGAUAUCUGUGUUAACUCAUGGUGCCUUUGGGGAAAAAGAAGCUGUUUCAGUCAGUGUCCGUCGGUGUCUUCAAGACUUCAAGCUAAUGAUUUCAGAAUGUCUGUGUGUCCGUGGCAGGUGUUCGCUCGUACACUGUGGUCGACAUGAUGAAUCCAUACUUUUUCAAUUGCCUACCAAAGACAGCACUCAGGCUCUUGUUAACGUAAAUCCUGUCAACCCGUUGAUGUCCGACCGCCAUCUUGAGACUCAAUAAUGGUGCAUCGUCGCCCCUCCCUGUGAGGGGGGGGGGGACGGGGGGGGGGAACACCCAGGAAUCCACAGACUGCUGUUUUUGUACAUGCUUUAUUACAAAUGCUACGCAAUGAACCGAGGGCCCAGAGAGGGCCUAGGCACCUGCACUGUUAACCUCUGGAUUCCAUGGAUGAUCGUACUGCAAUGCAGGGGGAGCGGGGAUGCACACGGCUCGCGUUCCCUGUCCUCCUCUGUGUUUCCCACGUCUGUCCUGUCGUCGUUCAGUGCUGCUGUGUGGUGGGUUGCGGUCCGGAGGCCAGGGCCACAGGGCCGUGCUUUACGGGGACGGGGCCACGCUCUGCAGUGACGGGGCCACGCUCUGCAGUGAUGGGGCCCCGCUCUGCAGUGAUGGGGCCUCGCUCUGCAGUGAUGGGGCCACGCUCUGCAGUGACGGGGCCUCGCUCUGCAGUGACGGGGCCUCGCUCUGCAGUGACGGGGCCACGCUCUGCAGUGACGGGGCCACGCUCUGCAGUGACGGGGCCUCGCUCUGCAGUGACGGAGCCACGCUCUGCAGUGACGGGGCCACGCUCUGCAGUGACGGGGCCACGCUCUGCAGUGACGGGGCCACGCUCUGCAGUGACGGGGCCACGCUCUGCAGUGACGGGGCCUCGCUCUGCAGUGACGGGGCCUCGCUCUGCAGUGACGGGCCACGCUCUGCAGUGACGGGGCCACGCUCUGCAGUCGUCCUUCACCUCGGGGUGUUGUCGUUUUAUGGUUUCUGCUUUGGUUUUGUUGUCGAGGUUCUUCUCCACCAAGCCCAGUUUCUGUACUCCCACUUUGAACACUAGUGCCAGGCAUACAUUUGUAAUUUGUGCAGAAACAACAUUAAAGUAUUUGUAUAUUUGUUUGCUAAUUUGCUUUACAAUAUGCGUGUAAAUGCAUAUCGGAAAUAAAAAAAUUAGCUAUA